GGGAGAGGCUCUGCAGCAAUGAAGCCCGCCGGGCAGAGCCUUCAGUACCGCAGGUCCCAAACUACAGGCUGUCAAUGACGAUCCCAGACUGGCUCCAGGCGAUCCAGAAUUACAUGAAGACACUGCAAUACAAUCACACAGGGACCCAGUUCUUUGAAAUCAGGAAAAUGAGACCGCUGAGUGGGUUAAUGGAAACAGCAAAAGAAAUGACGCGAGAGUCUUUGCCUAUCAAAUGCCUUGAAGCCGUCAUCCUGGGCAUAUACUUAACCAAUGGGCAGCCUUCCAUUGAGCGAUUCCCCAUCAGCUUUAAAACCUACUUCUCAGGAAACUACUUUCACCACGUUGUGCUGGGGAUUUAUUGCAAUGGUCGCUACGGUUCCCUGGGCAUGAGCCGGAGGACUGAGCUGAUGGACAAGCCAUUGGCCUUUCGGACUCUGAGUGACCUCAUCUUUGACUUUGAAGACUCCUACAAGAAAUACCUACACACAGUUAAGAAGGUCAAGAUUGGUCUCUACGUCCCCCACGAGCCUCAUAGCUUUCAGCCCAUUGAAUGGAAGCAGCUGGUUCUUAAUGUCUCCAAGAUGUUGAGAGCUGACAUAAGGAAGGAGCUAGAGAAAUAUGCCAGGGACAUGAGGAUGAAGAUCCUGAAACCUGCAAGUGCCCACUCUCCUACCCAGUUGAGAAGCCGGGGAAAGUCCUUGUCCCCCCGCAGGAGACAGGCGAGCCCUCAGAGGCGGCUCGGCAGACGAGACAAAUCGCCUGCACUGCCUGAAAAGAAGGUAGCGGAUCUGAGCACUCUGAACGAAGUGGGCUAUCAAAUUCGAAUUUAGCUCAGCCCUAACAGCCGGGAGGAGAGCUGCCGAGGUGCUUUUCUCUGCACUUUACCCAGUGUCUUCAGGCGGAACUGCAACUAUUAGGAAAAUGUAUGGAUUCCUUUUUUCUGGAUUCACCUGAAAAUAGAACCAGAGUUGACGGUAACAAUUAACCUAAAAAAAAAAAUCAUGAAGGGGCAACCAUGAAAAUACUAAAGUAGCAAACCCCACCGGGGUUGGACUGUCUCCUUCUGAGUCAAGGGAUACAAACCACAACUGUAGUUUUGUAUUUCCCCAUUUACUUUAUUUCUUUCCUUUGCUUUGAACAUUAUGCUUCGCCA
Molecule: messenger RNA, 1153 nt
Organism: Elephantulus edwardii (Cape elephant shrew)
Lineage: Eukaryota; Metazoa; Chordata; Mammalia; Macroscelidea; Macroscelididae
Gene: VASH2
Product: vasohibin 2
Exons: 7
Coding region: 75-830 (251 amino acids)
Biological process (GO): regulation of angiogenesis
Cellular component (GO): cytoplasm
Source: RefSeq, a predicted model, not a curated record